AUGGAGACCGCAGUGCCUGUUCCGUGCACUUUUUCUAGCCACGAUCUGGCUAAUGUCACUCAUCGACGCAUGAUGGCACCUCACCACGAGCAAAACAUCACUUACUACUCGAACCCGGCGCUUUCGUAUGCAGCUCCGAUCCAGUCCUCCUCGCUCGACUUCGGCCAUAUUCUGAAUACCAACCAGCACCCGGCGGCAUCCUACCACGGAUUCUUUGGACAGAACCAUUCGCAGCAGCAACCACCGCCGCCACAGCAGCAACAGCAGCAGCAGCAGCAGCACCCGCAUCAUCCACAGCAUCAUCCGCAACACCAUCCGCAACACCAACCGCAACACCCUCAUCAGCCCCAUCAACCACAUCCGCAGCACCAGCAGCACCCACCGCAUCAGCCUCACCCAUCUCACCAACCUCACCCAUCGCAUCAGCCGCAUCAACCGCACCAGCAGCAACAGCAUCAACCGCAUCCGCACCACCCACAGCACCCACAGCAGCAACAACCACCACCGCCUCCUCCUCACGCGCAACAUCCCCAGCAUCCACAGCAUCACCCUCACCCACAGCAGCAGCAGCAGCAUCAACAACCGCAGGCGCAACCUCAGCCGCACUUGCCACCUUCGCAGUCACGGUUGCCACCGAACCAACCCACUACUUUGCAACAGCCAAUUCAGGAGCCUCGGCACGCAAAGAAUGGCGUCUCUCGCAUGGUUGGGACACCGGCCACACGGGUUGAGGAAACGCAGCCUGCGCGUGCCCCUAUUGAUCAACCACCUCGGAGUGCCGAAAUCAGCAAGCUGCCGUCACCACCAGGUAGCAAGCCAGAGGUCGAGUUCUCCACCGAAAUCGAUACUCUCAUGAGGGCAAUUCAAUCAAAGCCACGAACCACGUCGCAAACUCAGCUACAACUGCCGCCACUCCAAAAGUUCAACAAUGGCACGUCUACGUCGAGUAACGUUGCCAUGCACGGGGGUGCUCCCGAAUGGGCUCAACCAAACUAUGGUGCUCCCAUGUCACAGGAACAGGCCCAACAGAUACAACAGCCCGGCUACGCCCCUCAUCAACAAACUCGUGGUGCGUCGAAGCAAAAGUCGCGACGCAAAUAUGAAUGUACUCUUCCCGACUGUCGCAAGAACUUUACCCAGAAGACCCAUUUGGACAUUCACAUGCGAGCUCAUACCGGUGAUAAACCAUUCCUCUGCAGCGAGCCCGGCUGUGGCCAACGAUUCUCUCAAUUAGGAAAUCUGAAGACUCAUGAACGGCGACACACAGGAGAGAAGCCUUAUUCCUGUGAUAUCUGUCACAAGCGUUUUGCUCAGCGAGGGAAUGUUCGCGCCCACAAGAUUACCCAUGAUCAAGCAAAGCCGUUUACUUGCAGGCUAGAUGACUGUGGAAAGCAGUUCACUCAACUCGGAAACCUCAAGUCUCACCAAAACAAGUUCCAUGCGCAGACUCUACGGAACCUCACUGUGCGCUUUGCUAUGAUAACUGAACCUGACAGAAUGAGCCCGCAGGACGCCGAGCUAUGGGAGUACUUUGCCAUGCUCUAUAAAAACAGCAACAAGGGAAUCAAAGGUCGUGGCAAGGAUCGUCGUGUUUCGUCAACUGCCAAAACCCGCGCGAAUUCUACCAAGACGACCACCUCAGAUGCCGCUGCCAAUAAUAUCAUCAGUUCUGCUCCUGCUCCUGCUCCCGCCGCCCCCUCAAGUAGCAGAAUGCCCGCACACCAGCUCCCUCUUGGCAGUGAAGAAGAAGCGAAGCUGAUGCGAGAGAGAAGCUACCAUCGUGGUACUUACCUUGGGACACCCAGCAGUGAUGAUGUUGAAUUUCAUGAACAGAUGUAUCAACGAGGCGCGCACUGA
This is a messenger RNA of Trichophyton rubrum CBS 118892, 1857 nucleotides long. RefSeq lists its product as uncharacterized. The record is from RefSeq and is a predicted model, not a curated record. NCBI's taxonomy places the organism in Eukaryota, Fungi, Ascomycota, Eurotiomycetes, Onygenales, Arthrodermataceae. Gene Ontology annotation, molecular function: RNA polymerase II cis-regulatory region sequence-specific DNA binding; DNA-binding transcription factor activity, RNA polymerase II-specific. Bases 1 to 1857 code for a protein of 618 amino acids. Gene Ontology annotation, biological process: regulation of transcription by RNA polymerase II. The transcript is spliced from 4 exons. Gene Ontology annotation, cellular component: nucleus.